GCCGUGUCGUCUUCGUCGUAUAUUUCCCCCAGUAGAUGAACACGUUGUUCAAACUCGGAAGCUUGAUCAGAAUCACUGCUUCCCGUCUUUCUUCAAAUCAACACCUUCGCUACUACGCCGUAACCUCUGCUUCUCCCACUAUUCCCCAACCUCGUUUCUUCUCCAAUGGCACCGACGGGGAAAGCGCGCUUUAUCACCACGCGCGCAUGUUCAGGAAACCACUUUCCACAAGCUUCGAGUUCAACCUUUCGAACUCCGUGAGCCUUAUGGGUUUCGUCGAUCAACCUAUUAGAGUCAUCGACACGGAGCCCGAUAGGUUCGGUGUUUCUACUUGGCUUAGAGUCACAGACCCGCGUGAUCCCAUCCGACGGAGCUUUAGGAUACCUCUUAGUAUUUGGGACGUGAUGGCACGGAAGUGCAUUGCUCAUUUGAAGCCCAAUGAUUUCAUAUCUGUCUCAGGCCGCCUGGUUUCUUACGACAAGAGCUCUGGUAAUGAAAAUAGCGCCUCAAGUUUGGAUUACCAGGUUAAAGUGUCAGAGGUGAACUACGUGAUGCCUCCACCAAGUCACGUCUUAGAUUCUGAGAUACCCCAAAAGCUUAAAUCAGAAACAGUGUUUCUUGAAAUGGAGAGUGAAGGUGGUACAGAAGAGUCCAAGAAUGGUGAUAUUGACUUGUGGGAAGCCUUCUUUGCCAAUCCAGACGAUUGGUGGGACAGGAGGAGAAAUAAGAAGAACCCGAGGCUACCGGAUUUUAAGCAUAAAGAUACAGAUGAAGCUCUCUGGCUUAGCUCAGGUACACCGGUUUGGGUUACUAGACACCUUGAACUGUUAGACCAAAGAAAAGAAGAUGAUCUAGAAGAAUCUGAGAAUGAUGAGAUUUACUUGUGGAAAGCCUUCUUUGCGAACCCAGACGAGUGGUGGGACAAGAGGAGAAACAAGAAGAACCCAAAGCUGCCUGACUUCAAACAUAAAGAUACAGGGGAAGCUCUCUGGCUUAACUCAGAAACACCGGUUUGGGUUACUAGACAACUUGAAUUGUUGGACCAGAGUAAUCCAGAAGGUGUAGAAGAACCCAACGAUGAUAAGCUUUACUUGUGGCAACUCUUCUUUGCUAAUCCACACGAGUGGUGGGACAAAAGGAAAAGUAAGACGAACCCGAGACAGCCUGACUUCACCCACAAAGACACAAGUGAAGCUCUCUGGCUUGACUCAGAUGUACCGGUUUGGGUUACUAGACAACUUGAAUUGUACGACCAAAGUAAUACAAACAAGAGCUGUUAUGACCAGGAACAAACAGGUCGUGGCCGUCUUGGUGACUGGGUUUAGAUGUUUCUUUAGAUAUAUUACAAAAUGUGUUUCACCACUCAUCUUAAGAUCGUUGAAAUCACAUAUCAGUUUCUUCGGCUAAUAUAGCCUGGAAUCACUCACCAUGUAGUCUAUUGGACGCUGAACAUGCAAAAUUAUAAAAUAAAUAAUCUAAUAAUU
Molecule: messenger RNA, 1484 nt
Organism: Eruca vesicaria subsp. sativa (arugula)
Lineage: Eukaryota; Viridiplantae; Streptophyta; Magnoliopsida; Brassicales; Brassicaceae
Source: the annotation of a GenBank genome assembly